Molecule: messenger RNA, 753 nt
Organism: Haemonchus placei
Lineage: Eukaryota; Metazoa; Nematoda; Chromadorea; Rhabditida; Trichostrongylidae
Source: the annotation of a GenBank genome assembly
AUGAACGUGGUCAUUGUUGUACUGGCGAUUGCCAGUAUAGCGGUGUCCCGCCCGUCCCGCCCGGUAGACCUACCCGGUAGAGGUUACCCAUGUAAUAUGGGUAUGCUACCUGCACCACCACCUUAUCUCAGAAACCUUACUGAGGAAGCUCGUAGCGAGUACUUGGCAAUCAUUUCUAACAGAACUGAGACGAUUGCACAGCAGAAGGAGGACAUUCUCACUUGGGCCCAGAAAUAUGAUAUAGAGGAUGAAGUGCAAGAAUUCGAAUCCAACAUGAACGAUAUGCAAGACGAGGUCAGGCAGAACGUGACCGAACUCAUAGGCCAAUUGAGCGAGGCAUAUCCCGUCUUGGCGUUCGCUUUCAGCCAGUUCAGACCUGGACCAUUCGGAGGCGACGACAACAUUCCAACCGGAAGUUCAUGGGAGUCACCACAAGAUGGUUUCGAUGGACCCCCUCCACCUCCACCACCAGGAGGAAUCGGCCCAGAUUGGUCAGGAGAAAACGAUCCCUGUGAUUCUCCUCCACUAUUAGGAGUGCGGAUUCCCUGUGGACGCUCAUCACCUCCUUACCUCAGAAAUCUUACUGAAGAAGCUCGUAGCGAGUAUUUGGCAAUCAUUUCCACCAGGACUGCGACAAUUGCACAGCAGAAGGAGAACAUUCUCAGAUGGGCGCAGAACUAUGGAAUCGAGGAUGAAGUGCAAGAGUACGAAUCCAACAUGAACGAUAUGCAAAAUGAGAUAAGGCAGAACGUG